AUGGUUCAGAGAACCCAAAUCAUCAUGACCUCCGCCGGUGAGACUGACACAAUUGGUGACAGCAGGGAUGGAGGUCCCAAUCCUCAACAGGUUAUGGGCGCCCAAGUCGCUGGCGCGAGAACUCCGGUGUUGUUGAAUGGAACCUAUGGAUCUAUGGGUUCGAUGAUGCUGGACGGCGAGACUCGCCCUCCUUCGGGGGAGACAGAGGCUCGGAGCUCGGGAGAGUCUGGUCGGUCUGGGAGAGCCACGGGUGAAGCUGUGGUUGGGACGCUUAGAGCAGCUGCAGGACGGGUCAUGGCGAACGUCGCUGCAAAGGUUCAAGGAGCGAUUCCACCUGCCGGGGCGGACACCGCGUCGAGUUUCUUGUCCCCGGAGGACGGGGGUUCUGCUGGAACAGCGGAGACGGGCUACGUGACAGUGGCAUCCGGUGGGGAUAGAGAUCAACGAGCUACAGAGGACGCUCCGGAAGCGGCAGGUAGUGGACUUUUCUCUCCCCAGCAAGCACGCCGACUUCAAGAGAUGCAGCAGGAAGCACCCUUGUUGUAUGCAGAGGCAAUGCUUUCAGGGAUUGUUCAACUUCAGAACGUGGUGGCUGAUUUGGCUGCGAACAAGCAAGGUGUGGUUGAGUUAGUGAAACUCCCGGCUCCUACAUUGGAAGGUGAGUGCUGGGACAAGGUUCUUUCUGAGGCUCAAGAGUGGUACAAUCACCAGUUUGUGCCGGCCAAUCCCAUCGCACGGGUGAGACUCAAGGCCCCGGCGUCUUCGAUUGACAAAGCGUUGAGGCAGGUGCAACACCCAAGACCGGCAGACUCGGCCAUAGAUGCGGUGUUGAAGCUUCGCACAUGGCGGAGAUGGAUGACACGUCUUACGGACUUAGGAUUAAUUUGGUCCGUGCAUCACUACACCUGGAUGCCCAGCCGACUUCUUCCAAGGUCAAUGAAUACUUUGAGCCCAAAGGGUGAGUCUGCAAGAGGCGUUCGACAAGUGGAGGCUCGUGUGGCAGCUGGCCAGGCCCAGCUCGAGGACUUGGAGGCGCAGGUGCUUGAUGGCAGUCCAAAGGUGAGAGCUUUGCAAGGUCUGAGCCAGUUUGAGGAGGAGCCUACCGCACUCCUUGAUUCAGGUGCCACUCAUGCGGUGUUGGAUGAGUCGUCAGUGCGAGCUCAGGACCUUGUGCCGUGUACCGUUUCUUUGGCAGGUGAUCAAAGGCAGGUUUGGCAGCAAACACCGGGAGGCUCACUGGUUGCGCCGAGCAACGAGUCGGGAAACGUACCGCAAACCAUAUUGCCUCUAGGAUGCCUUGUAGAGCAGCUAGGGUGUACCAUCAAGUGGUCCAAGAAGCUAGGUUUGCAUUUGGUCCAUCCGCGGUUAGGAAGGCUACGCACAAGCCUGAAGGGUGGAUGCCCUCAGCUGAACAAGGACCAGGCUUUGCUGCUGAUCAAGGAGCUGGAAAAGGCAAGGCUUGGUGAGCUCACAAGUCGUUUGAGGAAGGUACAGGCCCAACUGAAGGCGUGCACAGGAGUGAAGCUCCAGGAUGCCAUAGACGAGUUUGUGGGCUGCGGUAGCUACACCUCUGCGUUGAGCCUUUCUCAGUUGAUGCCGUUCUUGGUUGGUUUGCCACAGCGAGUGGUGACUCGUCUACCAGUUGACCUUUCAGAAACGAAUGGAUGGGAGGUACUCAAGGGUCUCCCGUUCAACCGAGGUUUCAGGAAGAGGUUGCAUCAGUCGCACGCAUGGCUCCUUCACUUCAGCUCGGGUCCUGCAGAUUCGGCCCUCCGUGGCUUGUGUAAGGACAGAGGUGUUGAGCUUGUGGAGUUGACAAGCACCAGCUUGCUGGCCCCAGAGGUAUGGCAGGCCUUAUCGUGGGCAGCCUUCACAGGUCGUGUGUCAGGGAUUGUGUCAGAGGCGCUGAUGCGUACUUGGAGCGGAAUUCGGGUGAAUGACGCGAAGGUUGUGCGCUUGAGGGACGAGAAGCACCCCUGGGGUAGCCCGUGCAACGACGCCGCACAUCAGCUGAGGGUUGAGGAUGAUACGGUGUUGGCGUUGCGCCCUCUGUGGUUGUGGACCUUGUCGUCAAUUGCAAGGGGGGAAGGGAUACCAAUUUGUCAAGUUCAGUCCCUUCAGGCAGAGUGCGUUUGUGAACCUUGGAUGAACGCAGUAAUCGCACCGUUUGCGGAGUGGAGCAAUUGCAGCCGGUUUGACGUGGCUUCAGUGAGGGAGACUGCCAUGGUGACAAAGCCCUUGCAUGUGUGCACUAAUCUCGGGUUUCCUAGGAUUGAGGAGGAGUGCCAGACUCCUCAAGAUGGUCAGCAACCUCUUCCAGCGGUUCCUGUGUGGCCUAGUAAGUUCAAGCGGGAGCUGAGUUUGGCGUUGUUUGGCAUUGCAACAGAAAGCUCAUCCCCAGGCAUGUCGCGUGUGAAGGCGGUUGAUGGACAAGUAGCGGAGGACCAGAUCUGUUUGCCAGAGGAUGAAGCACAGGUCCUAGGCUUGCCUUUCCAAGGUUUGCAGGAGGACGAGGCACAGGUACCAGGUUCGCUUCCUCAAGGUUUGCACGCCGAAGGUGUAGGUCAAAUGCAUGACAAGGCGAUGUCAAGGGCGGUAGGCUCAGGAGGAGUACCAGGUGUUACGUCAGAUGUGGCGCCAAACCCGGUGCCCAAGUUGAGUGACAAAGACCGUGAAAUGUGGAAGAGACAUUUAGCUUCGCAUCACAUUCCUUUCAGAAAGGACUGCCUCCAGUGUGUUAUGUCUGGUUCACUCGGCGUACAGCAUCGACGUGUCAAGUGCCCUCAGAUGUUUGCGCUAGCCUUUGACAUGACAGGGCCCUUCAAGGAGCUGGGUCGUGAUGACCGUGGAAGCGGCUACAAAUAUGCUCUUGUUGCAGGCCUUCGCAUUCCUGAAGAGGCACUACCACCAAGACAAAGGGAGGCUAUGCCGAAGUCAAAAAAGGAUCGGUCGGUCACUCCAGGAGCUGUUGCCAUCGAAUCGCAACAGUCAGAGGCCUUGAAAGAUGAUGAUGCCAGUUCGGAAGCUAGUUGGUUGAAGGCUGACUUGGAACCCACUGUUGUGGUGAGUAAGGUUGAUGGUGAUGCAUCCGACUCAGAUGAUGAACAGCGAUCCGAACUUAGCUGGUUCGAGGCUCCAGAUGUUGAUGACGUUCCCGAUGUCACUCCUGGUGAAGGGAACGACAACGCAGCAGGAGCUUACCUUGAAGGAGUUGUUCUCCCAGCACAGCCAGAGGCAGAAGGUGAUCCAUGGGAUGACGCUCAGGGUAUGUCAGCAAUAUCUGACGAGGCCUUUGAUGAAGAGUUGUCCAGUAUGAUUUUUACCGGGGCAAAUCAGGUGCUGAGGUUUGUUGUGCCGUUGAAAUCAAGACAGGGCCCACAAAUCUUGGCAGGCUUGCAGGAGGUUGUCACUGAGUGCAACAGGUUGGGCUACCCUGUGAAGAUUGCCCACACUGACCGUGCCAAGGAGUUGAUGUCAAAGGCGACCAUGGACUGGCUCCAGUCAAAGCUUAUCCAACCGUCCUUUACUCAAGGGGACGACCCAAAGUCCAAUGGGCUAGCAGAAAGGCUAGUAGGGGGUUACUUGGUGGCAAAGAAUGUUAGAUGUGUUGACAACCUAGUCAAUCCAGAGGCAGAGCUAGGUGACGAAGGUGUACUGGAGGCCGAACUGACUGAAGACAAGGCUUCUGAAGUGAUUGCCGAGGAGCUGUUGAGGCCGCAUUUGGCGGAGCAGCAACUUCUUCCCGUGACACGCAUCGGGGGCCAGUUCGGUUUGCAACUGUGUUUGGGUGCUACAGUCACGGCGGAGGCAGAGCCGGCUUGGACGGCCCUGACUGUUGAGUGGGCAGAUCUAUGUGAGCUUGACGAAGAAGGGUUUGAGCGCGGGUUUGCCAGAUGGCAGCGCGUGCUAGGAGGUCAAAACGAGGACCCGGCGCUAGACCCUCUAUCAGGGUCAAUUCCGCAUCACCUGUUUAUGGCCACGGUGUUUCAGCAAAGAGAUUGGACUAGGGAUCCAGAGCUCUACCUGCCGACAGCAGACGGGAGACGACUUCUGGCUUAUGUGUUCCAGUUUUCAGAUGAUGGCUAUGUGGACGAUACGCCAUUUCCUGACAGGAUGUUGAUGUUCUCAAUCAGAGAUAUGAUUCGUGAUGUGGAGGAGAUGGUGAUCCUCAGAGUGGAGCUGAUUCAAGAGCAGGUAGGUCAGGCAGAGCUGAUGCAACCAGUGCUGCAACCGCCAGGUCCACCUCCCCCACAGGUGCAAGCAGUGACAGCUUUGGAAUCUGAGGAAGCUGUUCCCAAGGUUACCAGGUUGCCAGUUCCGCUGCCCAACCCCACGUGUAUUGGGGUAGCUUCGACUUCACAUCCUUCCAUCCUACCAAGCCAGGAAGGGGUCUGCGUUCGAAAGACUGAAGCGACGACUACAAAGGACUUGGAGGGAUUGCUCAAUCAACUCACUGAGCCACUGAGCGUGACGCACACGGCGUCGCAGGAGGAGGUGCGUGCAAAUCUGGGCAAAUGGAAGGCAGCAAUCGAAAAGGAGCUUGAUUCAUUGAAGGGUCCAGGUGUUCUUGUCAGCCACUUUGGUCAAGAAGCACGAGAUAUGAUAGCCAACCCAGAGACCACUGUGAUAUCCUUGAAGGGUGUUUUCACGGCAAAGGCACCGAGUGGUCCAGCAGACGGCUUGUUCAGACGGAAGUGUCGUCUUGUUGGAUGUGGUAACCAAUCCACGCAUGUGGACGCCGACUCGUUGUAUGCAGCCGGAGCCCCGGCCGAGUUGGUGCGAGCUUCGUUGACCCAAGCAUCACGACAUCAGUGGUCAGCUUUCACCACAGACAUUCGUUCUGCAUUUACUCAAACCCCGAUUCCCCCGCAUGCCGCUCGCCGUUAUCUACUUCGGCCUCCGCGAUGGUUGGUAGAUUUAGGCCUGGCAAAGGCGGAUGAGUACUACUCGUUGGGAAUGGUGUUGUAUGGCUUCAAAGAAGCACCAGCCUGGUGGUCAGAACACAGGGAUGCCAAGCUCAGGACAGCGUCGUUUCUUGGAUGCCGGUUGGAACAAGGAAAAUCGGACGCGUCGAUUUGGAGGAUCAUGGAAGGCAAUGUCAUCAAGGGCUAUUUGGUGACUUAUGUGGAUGACUUCUUGAUCUUGAGUGACAAAGGGAUUGCUCAAGGGCUGCACCGGUGGAUCAUUGACAAGGCAGGCUGGGAGACUGAUGGUCUUAGCGAAGCAACACCGGGGAACCCAGUGAGGUUUUUGGGGAUGCAGCUUCAGAGAUAUGAGGAUGGACACUUCAGCCUGGAUCAGGAAGCUUACAUUGACGAGUUGGUGAGGGCUCAUGGACUGGGUGAAGGUGACAAGUCAAAGAUCGUUUGUCCGCGAGAGACCUUGAUGUGUGAAUCAGAGGUGGUUCAGCCCUACGACGAGAGCACCGUGCGCGCGGCACAGAAGGUGGCAGGCGAGUGUUUGUGGCUUUCACAACGUAGUCGGCUGGAUGUGGCAUUUGCCACGACCAUGCUUUGCUCCAGGGUUUCCAGAGACCCGCAUGGCGCCCUGGCCAUAGGACGACGAAUCCUCAGCUACUUGAACCAAACCAAGGACUACAGGAUGCACCUCAAGCCUGAUGAGUCCGCGGGACCCAUCCGGAUCUUCACUGACGCGUCCUUCUCACCACAAGGACAGCACUCGUUUGGAGGACACAUCAUCGAGGUGUUCGGUGUUCCAGUGCUCUGGAAAGCAUCUCGCCAGGCAUUGAUUGCUCUUAGUUCGUCUGAAGCUGAGUUAAUUCAAGCUGUGGAGGGCUGUACGUACGCCGAAUCCCUGAUGACGGUCUUGGUUGAUCUGGGACUUCACUGCUCAACGGCAGAACUGCAGCUGGACAACACCGCGUGCAUUGCUUUCAUCAAUGGAGCUGGCAAUCAGAGAACACGUCAUCUUAAGGUCAGAUAUGAAGGUACAGGUGAUGGUGGAGUUUCCAUUGAGUGGCCCUGGGAGCUCGGGGUCCUGACCCUACUCGUGAUCCUUUCUACGUUGUUCCUGUGGGAGGCGAGCGGAGCUCCAUGCAGGCGCAGAGCGGAGGAUGUGCCUCGUGUGCGGGCGCUUUCAGUACCCAAGGCUGAGCGUCGAUCAAAGAAGUUGCAAGAGCGGGUAGCAGCAGCCAUUGACAGUGCGAUGAGUGAGAGCCCUACCGGGGAUGAAGCUAGGACAGAAGGACGCAAGGGGCGAAACAAGUGCUCAAGUAACUUCGCUCAGGUGGAGCCUCGUCCUCUCUCCAACUCACCUACAGUUGUGUACGGGGAUCUCAACAUGCACUGGUCGCAGGCCAGUUCCGAGCAAACAGGUCCUCCAAGCAGCGCGGCGGACGGGCCAGCAAGGCACUACACCGCUGAGGGAGUCCAUGCCACGACAGCAACAUCCUAUCCUUUCCAAGCACCAGAUCGAGUUGCACUGGAGCCUUCCGGACCG
This is a messenger RNA of Symbiodinium sp. CCMP2456, 6459 nucleotides long. The record is from the annotation of a GenBank genome assembly. NCBI's taxonomy places the organism in Eukaryota, Dinophyceae, Suessiales, Symbiodiniaceae.